AUGAACAAAUAUAAUUUUUUUCAUAUUGAAAAUGGCUCAUGCUCUGUAACUGAAAGCUCUCUUAAUGAUUUGUCCUUUGAAAAUGUAAGUGUAGACAUUAAAAAAGAAGAGAAAAAAUGUAUUGAUCAUAAUGAAUUUUCUAAUGAUCCAAAGGACACAUUUGAUGAUGGUAAUAAAAGAAAUGCAUUAGAUUUCUUAGGUUUAUAUAAAAAAAAUGAAAAACCUAAAAUUCAAAAUGCCUCAAAUAAAAAAAGUACGGAGGAAAAAAACUGCAUUUCAAAUUUUCAAUAUGAAAAUCGUACGUUAAACUAUAAUAAUAAUGAUACCAAUAAUAAUGGUAAUAAUAAUAUUGAUAAUUCAGAAUGUAAAGCACUAAACAAUACCAUAAUACGUACCCCAAAUGAUACAUAUAGUAAAGGUAUUGUUGGGGUAAAUGGUGAAACCAUUGAUAAUAGGGAGACUCUUUCAAACUCCUUUAAAAAUGUGCAUAAUAAAGAAUUUAUUAACAAUUCAUGUGUAAAUAAUAAAAAAGAGGAUCCAAAUGAUAUAAGAAAUGUGACUAAGAAUGAAUUUUAUUGCUUAAAAAAAAUUAUUGAUAAUAACUUAAAUAAUAAUUAUGAUAAAAAUGAAGUAAGAAUUUUUCAUAUUUAUCAUGAUAAUAGAGCAGAGUGUCUAUUCAAUGAUAUAAGCAUAAUAAAAUUUUAUGCACAUAAUAAUAUUUGCAUAUAUGAAAACAAGUAUUAUAUAUAUAAUGAAAUUAAUUCAAAUUUAUUUCAAAAAAAAAAUGAAAUUGAAAAAGGAAUCGAAAAAGAAAUAUCUUUUGACAUAGGUAAGGAAGAUAUUUAUGAAUAUAUCUAUAAAGAAAAAAUAAAACUAAAAAAUAAUAAUUCGAAUAUUAAUAAUAACGAAAUUAAGAAUAAAGAUGAUAAUUGUUGCCAAAAACAAAUGCAACGUAUUCAAUUCUAUAUGCAUAAACUUCCAUUUUUUUUAAAAGAAAAAAUAAAAAUAUUUAUACAUAUAUAUAACAUGUUUAGUAUACAUCCAUAUAUUAAUCAUAAAUUUAUUGAAGAUGGGAUGUACUCUAAAAAUCUUAAAAUUUAUUUCACUUUUGAAAAAUUUAUAUACAUUAAAUGGCGUUUUUAUUCUAGUGGUGCGUUGCAAGAUAUGUUAAAGGAUAUUGUCUUAAAAAAAAAAAAUAAUAAAUUUAUGUAUAAUUGUCAAAACAACUUUGUAAAAAUUAAUGAUUUUAUAUAUAUAAAUUUUUUAACACAAGAAAUCAAAAUAUAUGAUAUACACAAUGAUAAAUUUGAUGAAAAUAAUUAUAUAAUUUUAAAUGGCAAUGGGCUUUGUUUUUCUGUGCAUUAUUAUAUUAUGGUUCCAUAUCAUAGACAUGUUAGUGAAAAUAUGGUUACACCAAAUGAAUGCACUAAUGAAAAUGUUAAGAAUAAUAUAAAUUGUAAUUAUAAUAAAGACUAUAAUUUAAACUAUGAAUAUGUUUAUAUUUCGCAAUUAUUUAAUAUUUAUGAUGAUUUUGACAUUACUUUUUUAUAUCCAUUAUAUAUUUCUUACGUUUUUUAUUAUCAUUUAUUUGUGGAAGACAAAAUUAAGGAUAAUGCAAAAAUAGUAGACAAUGUUACACUAGAACAAAACAAAAUUAAAAAUGUAAAAUAUGAACUUAAUGAAAAAAAUCGAAACUAUGAUAAUACCUUGGAAUCGUCAUAUCUCAAUCACCUAAACGAUAUCUACAUUAAAUUGUCUAACUGUUUUGAAAGAAAGAUUUUGGAUUCUAAAAACUCUAAUAUAAAAAUAGAAAAUGAUACUAUUACAUUUUUAAUCCCCAAAAGUUGUUAUAUUAACUCAGAAAAUGGUGAACUUAUGAAUAAAAAAACUCACCAUUUAAGUUUGUUAUAUGCUGUGUGUAUAAGCAAAUAUAAUAUAAAUGAAAAAAACAAUAUUUUAAACAAUGAAAAAAAUAAUUACACUAAUGAAAUUUAUCAACAUGAAAAAAAUUACAUAUUUCCAAUAAACGGUAUACCUAAUAAAACAAAAUUAGAACAAUACUCAUAUUAUUGUGAUAAAAAUUAUGGAAAUAUAGAAUAUUCUGAAAAUAGACUUAAUGAAGAAAAAAUCGAUUGGAAAAUUUUAUGCAUGAAUGAAAUUAAAGAAGUCAAUAAUAUACGUUCUAUUUUUCCAAAUCAUAUGAAAGAAUAUUUUAAUACAUGUAACAAAAUUGACAACAUAAUAAAAAUUAGUAUACGAAAUGAUGGCAUUUGUUUUUUUUAUGUAAAAAAUAUUAUUUAUGAAUAUAUUUUUUUUUCUUAUUUUAUAAUAUUUAAUUCUAUGAAAAAUUUAUUUGAUUUAAUAUACAAACAAAAAGGGCAACGAAAUAAUAUAAACUCAGAAUAUGCUAAAAAUAAUGAAUCCGAGAAAUAUAAUAAUAAUUCGAAUGCGAAUAAUUAUAAAUGUGAUAAUUUCUAUACGAAAUCCGAAGUUUUCACAUAUAAUGGGAAAGAGAAUGAAAUAAUAAGUACAUUAAGAAAUUAUGACAAUGUGUUAAAUAUUUGCAACAAUAAAUUAAAUGAAAAUGACAUAAAUUAUUAUAACGUUAUGCAUAUUAAAAACGAAACAUUGUCUACAUUUGAAAAUAUAACCAAGGUAUUUGAUAUUAAUAAUAUAAAUAGUAUUUAUAACGAUCUUUAUAUAUGUGAAAAUAAAAAAAUUACCACAUUUAAAUUAGUUAACGUAAUGAAUAAAGAAAAAAAAAAUAUAUUAACUCCAUAUUAUUUUAACCACAAUAUAUUAACCGAAAUAUUUUUUAUAAAAUUGUCUAACAUACAUAUUUUUGAUAUCAAUAGGCAAUUAAAUACAGUUUUUGAAUACAUUGAUUAUAAUAAUAAAACGUUUACACCUUUUUUAGAAGAAUAUAAAAAAUACGAAAUGAAUAUUCAAUUAGAUUUGUUGGAAAACAUGUAUAAUAUCAACAAUGAACUUUAUUUAUUAUAUGUUAAAAAAAUUAAUUUUUCUCAUGAUAUUUAUAAAUACAAUUACUUAUUUGUAUUGGAUCAUUUAUUAAAAAAUUAUAUUCUUUAUUAUAAUAUAUAUUUCAUAAUACAUGAUAAAUUAAAAAAAAGCAAUUACUAUAAAUUAAAAUAUACUAAUAAAAAUAAAGAAACGAUAUCUGUCCACUUUACCGUAUCCUUUAAUUAUCUAUACGAUAAAACGAUUGCUCGUUUCAAAUUAAAACCGAAAUAUUAUAUAACACAUAUUGAGCAAGAUUCAAAUCAAAUUUUUGACGAAAAAAAUUAUAUUUCAUUUAUUAGAAAUUAUGUGAAUACAAAAUGCAUAAUGUAA
Plasmodium yoelii is the source of this 3351-nucleotide messenger RNA. Its product is annotated as conserved Plasmodium protein, unknown function. The transcript has a single exon. The record is from RefSeq and is a predicted model, not a curated record. Bases 1 to 3351 code for a protein of 1116 amino acids. NCBI's taxonomy places the organism in Eukaryota, Apicomplexa, Aconoidasida, Haemosporida, Plasmodiidae.